Cyclospora cayetanensis is the source of this 2433-nucleotide messenger RNA. RefSeq lists its product as uncharacterized. The transcript has 12 exons. Gene Ontology annotation, cellular component: cytoplasm; nucleus. Bases 1 to 2433 code for a protein of 810 amino acids. Gene Ontology annotation, molecular function: UMP kinase activity; ATP binding. NCBI's taxonomy places the organism in Eukaryota, Apicomplexa, Conoidasida, Eucoccidiorida, Eimeriidae. The record is from RefSeq and is a predicted model, not a curated record. Gene Ontology annotation, biological process: CDP biosynthetic process; UDP biosynthetic process.
AUGCCUAUAGUGCCAACGGCCCUCAGAUUCUUUAAGCCCGCUUCCACAGGCGCAGUUGCAGCACAAGCACGAGCAGGAACAGCAGCAGCAGCAGCCGCCUCAGCAUCAGCCACAGCAUUUUUGCGUUCAUCCCAACGAAGAAAUCCGCUUCAGGCCAAGAUGGAUAAGCCACAGACGGUUUUUGUACUAGGAGGACCUGGUGCCGGGAAAGGCACGCAGUGUCAGCUGCUUGCGCAAGAAUUCUCCAUCCCCCACAUCUCUGCGGGGGACUGUCUGCGGGAGGAGCAAGCGAACCCCAAUAGCCCAUACAGCAAACUGAUUGACGACUGCAUCCGCAACGGGCGCAUUGUACCGGUGCGCAUAACGCUGACUCUCUUGCUGAGAAAGAUGCUCCUUGCCGGUUUCAAUGGGACGUUUCUUAUCGAUGGAUUUCCCCGGAACACCGACAACCUCGCAGGAUGGCUAUCAAUGACCAGCUCGGAGAACCUUCCCUCGGAGUUGUCGCGCAUUGCAACAGAGUUUUCUGCCGAGGCUCCUCUGGUAGAGCAGUGCCAGUCGGUUCUGCAAAAAUUAGGGCAUGAUUCGCUCUCAUCGGUCCCCCCAGCAGAUAGGAACAAGGCAGUGCCAGACCUCACGCUAGGGGAGCUAGGACAACAGCUCACAGUACACCCCAGUGCCUUUGGCAUUAUUCCACGCCUCGUGCUCUUUUUCGAGUGCGAUGAAGAGGAAAUGAUUCGCAGAAUACUGAAGAGGGGUGCCACUAGCGGCCGGACCGACGAUAACGUAGAAUCUCUCAGGAAGAGAUUCUCUACAUUCAGGGAGAGCACUAUGCCCAUCGUUUCUCUCUUUGCUGCCACCAACUGUGCAGUCACGAUCAACGCAAACCAGCCCAUUCCAAGGGUGUGGGAAGAUGUGAAGGCCGCAUUUGAACCGAUCGCGACGAGCACUGAACAAGACGCAAGCAAAGUCACAGGGCCCCCAUUAGGGGCCCCCGAGCUUCCCUCCGAAUCUGCAUUCGAAGCCGACCUGACCUACGGCCAGGCCCUGGUGCUUCGCCGGUGUCUGUUUGCCCUGAGGACAGUAGGAGUUGAACUAAGACUAUCAGUUUUGGGUUCUCACAAAGGUACAGCAGUACACCGCGAUAUACGUGCCCCUUCCCUCCCCUCCUCUCAAGCCCUCCCGCGCCGUAGGGCAGCGUCAAACACCUUCCCAUCGGGUGUCUCUGCUCUCCCCAAAUACGCACGCGCAGCCAUAGAAGGUUUGGGUCCAGGAGCUGGAGGCUCACGCCUACUGCGAGCCGAUCGAAUAGUUCUGGCUGGAGGGGAAGCCUCUCUUCGAAUAGAUCUCUUCUAUUCAAGAUGCGGAGUUCACAGCUCUGCUGUUAUUGCUGCUUCCGUAAGCGAGCACUGCCUCGCUGCACGCGUGCCUUCAUUCUGGCUGCCUCCGGCCAGUGCAGUAUGUGAAGAUCCCCGAUUACCCCCGGUGCAAGGCAUAACGUUCAGCGGUCGCGAACUGCGGGCUGCCGCUGCGCUUUGCGACUUCCUGGGAUCGUCUAUCGGCUUAUAUUACCGGACCCCUGGCGUUCCUUUGGUGGCUCUCCUCGGGGAGUGGCGCACUGGACCUGUGAAGGGCUGGGCAGGCCUUCUUUGGACGGCGACUUCGCCGUCAGUUUUUUCCACGGAUGCAACGGCAGCGGAUGCAGCUGCAUGUGGUGCGGAGGUUUCCGGAGGGGCUGACACUGAAGAAGAUGAGGCGUCGUGUUCUGCGUUUUUGGCGGUCUUGCGAAGGCUGCGCCUGAGGCAGCCAACUGCGGCAGCAGCGCCAUCGGAUGCAUUCCCAGAAUUCACUGCUGCUGGUGCAGGAGCAGCAGCAGAGCCAGCACACACUGCGCUGACUGCGUCACAUGGUUUCGCAGCCCUUGAAACGUCUGUCGAGCAGAGUCAAAGAGGCGCUCGGCGAAUCUCCUCUUGCGCGGUAGCAGAAUCUGGAGCAGCGGCAGGCCGGAGUUCGCAGAGGGAGGAUUGGAGCACUGAAGAAUCGAAGGAAGAAGCCUUGAACUUGCACGAUUCGAGAGCAGCACCCGUUCGCAGGGAAACUGACGAUGUCGUUACAGCACUUGCUGCCUCCGUAGGAGCUUAUGCUGCACGGGUUAUGCAGCCUUCCCAGGCGGCUUCAGCAGCAGCACAGACUGCAGAACAGGCUGCAGAGCGAGUUGAUGAUGAGGAAGCUGCUCCCCCGACUCAGAGGGAGAGUGUGGAGGCUUCGAAGACGGAACGAUACACAGAGCAGAUUUCGGGGCCAGAUGGCGACGACAAAUCCUGUAGCAGCAGCGCAGAGAGCAGCAGCAGCAGUCUCUCUUCAGUUUCUGCCUCGGACGUAGAUGCAGCCAAGUGGCUGUGGUGCACUUCUGCUGACGACUGCUGGGAGACCUAA